Rana temporaria (common frog) is the source of this 927-nucleotide messenger RNA. RefSeq names its product taste receptor type 2 member 8-like. Gene Ontology annotation, biological process: sensory perception of taste; detection of chemical stimulus involved in sensory perception of bitter taste; G protein-coupled receptor signaling pathway. Bases 1 to 927 code for a protein of 308 amino acids. Gene Ontology annotation, molecular function: G protein-coupled receptor activity; bitter taste receptor activity. NCBI's taxonomy places the organism in Eukaryota, Metazoa, Chordata, Amphibia, Anura, Ranidae. Gene Ontology annotation, cellular component: membrane. The record is from RefSeq and is a predicted model, not a curated record. The transcript has a single exon.
AUGGGUUUCGAUCCUAAUAGCCCCGCCGGGGUGGCGUCUCUUACCGUCAUCACAUUGUUGGCAGUCACUGGGAUAUUUAUGGAUCUCUUCAUUCUAUUUGUGAUUCUACAAAAAGGUUGUAGAAAGAAAGCCAUUCAUUCUGGAGAUGUGAUCCGCACUGCAAUAAUCAUAUCCAACAUCUUUGUGAUAGUGAUGAUGAUCUCCUCCCUGUUCUGUUUCUUAUUUCUGUCUACAGUGUAUCAUAUUAUAUACAAGGUAAUUGAUGUGUUUACCAUGUGCAGCAUCAGUUCCAGCUUGUAUCUCACCGCCAUCUUCAGCUCCUUCUUGUUUAUAAAGAUAGCCCAGUUCAAGUCCGGUGUUCUCGCCUGGGUGAAGAGGAAGGUGGGUCUUGUCAUCCAUUGGUUGGUGGUGGCCAUGGAGGUCAUCUCUUUCAUCUGCAGCCUUCUGAGUUUCUUGAUCUUCAAUAUCGGUGGACAAGUUUCCACCAACAACUCUACAGUCUCGCUUGGCCAAGCUAUUGCAUACAGAAAUCUGAGGGCACCUGUUAAAGGUCUCAUCGUAGCUUCGUAUUUGGUUCCCUACUUUGUGAUGGCCCUGACCACCAUCUCAGCGUCCGGCUCCCUGAUACUUCACAGUCAUAAAAUGAAGAAGACCGCUACUGUCAAUACCGAGGCCUAUAAAAGGGCCGUCUACAGGAUGAUGCUCUUCUUCACCUUCCACACUCUUUUCUCUUUGUUUAUACUUCUUGUAUAUUUUGUAGAAAACGAUGAUCUCUGGAAAUGGGUGGUGCUGAUAAUUAUGUUCUUACUAUUUGCAGUGCACUCUCUCAUCAUCAUUUACAGUAGCGAAAAACUGAGGAACAUCUGGAAGACGACGAUUGGUUGUAAUUUCUGUUGUAAGUCAUUUUCCCAAGCUGAAAACACUUAA